Messenger RNA from Trypanosoma theileri, 354 nucleotides. RefSeq lists its product as uncharacterized. NCBI's taxonomy places the organism in Eukaryota, Euglenozoa, Kinetoplastea, Trypanosomatida, Trypanosomatidae. The transcript has a single exon. The record is from RefSeq and is a predicted model, not a curated record. The coding region runs from base 1 to 354 and encodes 117 amino acids.
AUGGACAUUAAUGUGGACAAGACGAAAUACACACUUUUUGGCACCACCAACCCACAUCCCCUUUCUCUUAAACUACGCGGUAUCCCCGUAGGCCCGGAGAAGGCACCUGAACUCCUAGGCAUCACUAUCCAAAACUACCGAGGCAUGUCUACCCAUGCGGUUCAAACGAGACGACGCUUGGGUUUUCGUUUCGCCUCGGCACAGUGGCCGCGACUUUCCGCCCCUUCCCCCGACGCCGUUCGGGGAUUUUCUCCUUUUUUGGGGGAACAAAAAGGUUCCCAACAAGAAAACCCAAAAAAAGGGGUCGGCAAAAAAAUUCCGAUGCCGGGGGUCGAACCCGGGUCUAGCGGGUGA